Messenger RNA from Poecilia latipinna (sailfin molly), 3277 nucleotides. RefSeq names its product leucine rich melanocyte differentiation associated (gene lrmda). Gene Ontology annotation, molecular function: protein binding. The transcript has 6 exons. The record is from RefSeq and is a predicted model, not a curated record. The coding region runs from base 591 to 1130 and encodes 179 amino acids. Lineage: Eukaryota; Metazoa; Chordata; Actinopteri; Cyprinodontiformes; Poeciliidae. Gene Ontology annotation, biological process: melanocyte differentiation.
CAUUUGCACAAACCGUGUCCAUCACUUACAUACAAUAAAAUGUUGCCUAAGCUAAGAAAGUUUUUUUUUUCUAAAUGUAAAAGGUGCUCUCGCAAUAAGCAUCUAUGAUUUGCUUAGAUUUUUCCGACGCAUGUCUUUAAUGUUAUUCCACUUGGAUUAAAUUAGCCUAUUUGCAUACUUCUAGAGCAAGGACAGUGAAUCUGGCCUACAGCUUGUUUGCUAUUUCUAAUCCUGCAUGUUUAUGCGCUAGUUUGUGACAAAAACCUUAACUGACAGCGUGACAGUUGAUUUGCAGUUCUAUUUUUUUUCUUCAUUUGACUGUCAUCCCAUCAAAGUAGCAUAUCUGUCGAAGUCUUUGAGUAUCUCACACAGAAUGCUAAAUAUGUACAUCCAAACCAGGAACCAGUGCCAAUUAUGCAUCGACAGCGAUGUCACCAAGAAUGUAACAUUUAAAUUAAAAUGAUGCCAUUUGAUUUCAAACUGACUUCUGCGGUGACGUCGCCCAUUAUAUCCUUUCGUUGUGUAAGAUGGGACAAAAACAACAAUGAAGAAAGGAGGAACUAUUCUAAAGGUCGCUGGCAGGCCUCAAAAUGUUUACUGAGCUGGAAGAGUUGGUCGUCGACAACAAUCUGCUUGGAAAUGACCUCCAGUUGCCCAGGUUACCCAAGCUCCACACCCUGACACUCAAUAAGAACCAACUGACUGAUAUCGAGGCCCUGCUGGAACACUUAGCUGAUGUGACCCCAUCGCUCGAGUACCUAAGCCUGCUGGGAAACGAGGCCUGCCCCAACCAGCUGGUGAGCCUGGAUAAGGAUGACGACGACUACCAGAGAUACAGGUACUUUGUACUUUACAAAUUGCCCCAGCUGAAGUUUCUGGACUCCAGAAAAGUAACAAAAAAAGAACUGAUGGAGGCACAGGCGAGAGGGGCGUUCAUGAAAGUGGUGAAGCCAAAGUCGGAAGCACUGCCUAACGAGGCAGGAUUAGAGAAUCGCCCACUGCCCUACACACCUCUGCCUCGAGGAUCCAGAGAUGCCGGAAACCACAAAGGGGUAUUCGCCAAGUGUCGCUACAUCUACUACGGCAACCACUCAGAAGGCAACAGAUUCAUCCGAAACGAUGAGCUCUGAUGUCCACAGGAUGCUCUCAGAGGAGUCGUGUUUUUUUUCUUUAUUUAUUAAAACCACUGGGGAUUUUUUUUUUUUUUUUUUUUUUCAAUCACCUAAUCUACUGCUGGAAAACAAAAGAUAAUUUUUAUCCAAAUAUGCUGUUAUACUUAUGCAUGAUGAAUACUUUUGUGUUCAUAUUAAAUUUUAGAGCCAUUGUUUUAGCCUCCUCUCCUGAGCUGAGCCUACUUCUGUUUUCCUGCUUGCAGCUCAGAGUCAGAGAUGACACUCCCACUGACAUGAUUGCCUCUAAGCAUCAGCUGCAACACAACUCACACACACACACACACACACACACACACACAUACACACAUGCACACACACAUACAUAGACACAAGGACCGUCUCCCUGCCUUAUUGUCUUACACACAGCGAGCAACAAACAUAUCCAGGCAAUUGCUUCCUUUUCUUUGACACCCAUGAUGGAUCACUUGUCCACAACAGCUACUAAUCAAGGGUGAAGGGGGUGGCGGUCACACACCUGGGCCCCGACAUGGACUCAUCUUCUUCAUUCUUGAUUUCUCUGUUUUGUUUUUUUUUUGUUUUUUUUUUCUUUUCUCUCCUGCGCUCGCUGGACUUAAACUGCUAUUUAAGUCAUUAAGAUAAGAGGUUGGAGAAACCGGUGAAAGCAGCAAUAGCUGAGAAUCGGUGUCUUCAGUAACAUGCACAGCAGCAUUCCAGAUUUUGACAUUGUUCUAGACAGUGAAAUUGUGUUUGUGGGAGCUGUAAAUAAGUUUCUAUUCUUAUUGCUGUUUACAUGUUACCGAGCAUUGUGGGAUUACAUCCUCCUACACCAUUUGAUAUGUUUGGCCCAUCUGGAGCCCUAAUUACCUGCAUGCCCUUCAAAACAUGAAGCUUUACUCUUUUUCUUGCCAUUAACGGUUCUCCUUUUGGCACCUGCUCGGUUCUCCACUAAAUCUGUUGAAAUUUCUGCUGGAUUCACUGUUAAAUUGGAAGAUUUUUUGUAUUCCUUUUUAACAAUUUUUACUAAAACAACUACCUUGGUGAGGAUCCCCAAUAAAAUCAUUCAUGCUUUCCAUAAAUUGACAUUCUUAAAGAUUUAGGCACCCUAGUCAAGUUAUUUAACAACUGAUCUCCAAAUUCAACUCUGUAGCAAACAGUAAAAAGUUACGGAUUAAAUAUCUGUAAAAACACGCCUAUGCAAAAUGUUCAUAAAAUGUUACCAGCAUUUCAUGUUUAAGGUUGGUGCAAGCACUUUAUCACCAUAAACACGAGUGCAUGUCUAGCUACUGACUUGUGCAAUGUGCACAGUUCAGCACACAUGGUUUAUAAACCCUAAAACAGCUUAAAAGAAAUGUGGCAAACAUUGAUGUUACCGAAAAGAGAGAUACAAAGUGAACUUAUAACUAAACUCAGCUAACUAGUUAAUGUUAUCUAAGUGAAAAAUUCUGUGAAGUGAAAUUAUUCUCUAGAGCGAACUAAAACCAUUAACACAAACCACUGACUAUUUUCUUAUCACACAACAUAAUUUUUCCAUCUGUCCAUUUCUGGUAGAAGUUUAUUGAAGUCCGAUCAGAUUGUUGUACAGUUCAAAAUGGCUUCCUGUUGAGACUGAUGAGACUCGUUCCGAUCUUUUUUCUAACCUAACAAGUUAAAACAACCCAGCAGUGAAAUGUCAUCAACUUACAACAUAACUGAGUUGGACCACAACAGGUAAAACUAAUCAAAUGGAGUGUAAAAUUUAUCUUUGGUAUAUUUUUCCUAAAAACAAUAGAAAUGUCGGACUGAAAUAAUACUUUACUACCGGAUUCUUAUAAUUCAUCUAGCAUUAUUGUUCUUAAUCCUGUUGAGUUUUUUUUCCUACUAUGUCUUAGCCUUUGUUUGUACUUGCUGUGGUGUUUUCUUUGUUUGUACUGAGGCACACUUUCAGAUAUUAACAAGCUGUGAAGACAUGCACUGGAGUUUCUGUUUAUGUGAAUAUUAUUGUGUUUUUAUUAUUACUGUUAAUCUCGCACACUGUGUUUCUGGUAUGAUGGCUUCAAGGGAACCUUCCAGAUGAAGAUUUUGAACAAGCAUUUAAUUUCUAACAACUGAUCUAAGAAAAGAAAUAUAUAUCAUUGUUGUGUGAUUAAAAGGGCUGAACUCAAAUA